Messenger RNA from Monopterus albus (swamp eel), 4477 nucleotides. RefSeq names its product protein tyrosine phosphatase receptor type C. The coding region runs from base 360 to 3650 and encodes 1096 amino acids. Gene Ontology annotation, molecular function: protein binding; protein tyrosine phosphatase activity. Lineage: Eukaryota; Metazoa; Chordata; Actinopteri; Synbranchiformes; Synbranchidae. Gene Ontology annotation, biological process: protein dephosphorylation; negative regulation of protein kinase activity; positive regulation of peptidyl-tyrosine phosphorylation. The transcript has 29 exons. The record is from RefSeq and is a predicted model, not a curated record.
AAGCAUCAAUCCAAAAGCCUAGCAUGUCAGACAGCCCUUAAAGUAAAAAAAGCUGCACCCUAAAGCUCAACUUCACUCUUUUUUUGUCAGAGGGUUUUCACACUUGAGCAAAAGUAAGUGAAGAUAAUGUGAGAAAAGACUUCCUGUUCAUGGUGGCGUAUCUGAAAUGAAACUUCCUGUCGCUGAACGUUAAGGUAAAGGCAGGCUUUUUUGGUGUGACGUCACUCUUACUUGCCUGACUUGAAACCAGAGGCGAGGUUUAGGGUUUGGGGAACAAGUCCAGGAAGCUGUGUCGACUGAUAAGACGCAAAACGACUGUAUCGUAUGGUGUGUCGCCGUCCACACCCUAACUCCUGGACAUGGCAGGUCUCUGUGGUCUGAAGAUCCUACUGCUGUGGGCUGGUAUCAUCGCUUUGAGUAAAUGUGAAGACAAAACAACCACUCCUACUCCUACUACCACUGCACCCCCCUCAAACAUGUCCUUACCUGCACCCACCAACCAAUCAUCCUCUCAGGCAAACACCACUCAAAAGCAGACCUCACCUGCAGUCACGCAGCCCACCACCACAACGACUCCUACCACCACAGACUCUGCACCUCCAUCGUGUAACAAUAAACCAUGUGUUAAACUUGGUGACAACGACUUUUGCUCAGAUUUUGCUACAAACUUCAAAUCAAGAAACUGUGAGAACUCUUCCUUUACCAUCACCACCAGCAUCACAGCCGGUUUCUUAGAUGAAAAUGAAAUACUUAAGAGCUUACCCAAUGAACUUCCUCCAAAAAUAGAACCAAAGCUUCCUCCAAACUGUAAAAACCUCUCCAUUGAUUACACCUGCUCAGAACCUGGAAAACAAACCGAGCCCAAGACAUUGUCUCAGUUGGAGCCCUUCACAGACUACAGCUGUGUUGGUCACAUCAAGGACAACAACAUCACUAUAAAACACACACCUGCCAUCACAUUUAGGGUGGACUGUGACCUUGAAAUACAGAGACAGACCAGUAAUACCAGUACUUCCAUUGAGUUGAGUUGGACCACAACCAGUUGGAACUGUCGUGACGUCCUUCCCAAACUUGAGAAGUUUUCUUAUGCCUGCACUUGUUCUUCCUCCAGUCAGAAACACAGGGCUCGACCAACAGAACAAUCUGUCGUUGUUCAUACUGAUGGAGGAACAUGUAAGUUCACUGGACUUCAACCCUACACCGAUUACGUCUGUAACAUCCAACCCACCUACAACAACAAGGAUGUUUCCAAAUCAGUUCAAGUGAAAGUGAAAACUGACGUUGGAAUACCAGAAGAUAUCUCUAAGGAACUGACAGUGACUGUUGCACAGCAUAAUAUGAUUAGAGUGACCUGUGAAUACAAUUAUAAACGUGUCUAUGGACCUCAGAAGAAAUACAUAGCUCGUCUUUUUUAUAGAGGUGACACUCAUGAAUUGUUUAAUGAUACGAAAAAGAAUACAUAUAUCUUCAUCAUCCUCACAUCUGUGGCUCUGCUCCUGGUCUUCUACAAGAUCUACAUCUUGAGACGCAGAAAGUCCCGUGACCUGAGUGAAAACUUUGGGCUUAUUUCAACAGGAAAUGAAGAGGAGAGCCUGUUGCCUGUCGAGCCAAUAGCAGCAGAUCUUCUGCUGGAAGCCUACAAGAGGAAGUUUGCCGAUGAGGGAAGACUGUUCCUGGCUGAGUUUCAGAGCAUCCCCAGAAUUUUCUCAAGGUACUCAGUGAAAGAGGCCAAAAAGCCCUGUAAUGCCACCAAGAACCGUUAUGUGGACAUCCUGCCAUAUGACUAUAACCGGGUACAGCUGACCACAGGAAACGGGGAGGCAGGAUGUGACUACAUCAACGCCAGCUUCAUCGAUGGGUACAAGGAACCCAAGAAGUACAUUGCAGCUCAAGGGCCAAAGGAAGAGACUGUGUGUGAUUUCUGGAGGAUGAUCUGGGAGCAGCAGUCCUCUAUUAUCGUCAUGGUGACACGUUGUGAAGAGGGAAGCAGGGCCAAGUGUGCACAGUACUGGCCGUCUCCACAGCGAGAGACGGAGAUCUUUGAGGAGUUCAUAGUCAAGCUGAGCUCAGAGGACUCCUGUCCAGAUUACAUCAUCCGCCAUCUCAGCCUGACUAAUAAGAGGGAGAAGAACUCAGAGAGGGAGGUGACCCACAUCCAGUUCAUGAGCUGGCCCGACCACGGCGUCCCAGAUGAGCCGCAGCUCCUCCUGAAGCUGAGGCGGCGUGUCAAUGCUUUCAAGAAUUUCUUCAGUGGCCCCAUCGUCGUUCACUGCAGUGCUGGAGUGGGCAGGACAGGCACCUACAUUGGCAUUGAUGCCAUGAUGGAGGGUCUGGAGGCAGAGGGCAGAGUGGAUAUCUACGGAUACGUAGUCAGACUCCGCAGACAGCGAUGUCUCAUGGUCCAAGUCGAGACGCAGUACAUCCUGAUCCACCAGGCUCUGCUGGAGUACAACCAGUUUGGGGAGACAGAGAUCACCCUGUCUGAGCUCCACAGCAUGCUGAGCACUCUGAAAGAGAAGAGCUCAGGCAACGAGCCCACAUUAAUGGAGGAGGAGUUUGAGAGACUCCCCACUUUUAAAAACUGGAGGACGUUCAACACGGGGAUCACAGAAGAAAACAUGAAGAAGAAUCGCUCUUCCUCUGUCAUCCCAUACGACUACAACCGAGUGCUGCUGAGGCUAGACGAAGGACACAGUCAUGAUAGUGACCCUGCUGAGGACGAGGAGGAGGAGGAGUCAUCAGAUGAAGAGGAUGAAGAGUCCACUAAAUAUAUCAAUGCCUCCCACUUAGAUGGCUACUGGGGCUCACGCGCCUUCAUCGUAGCACAGACUCCAUUGCCAGAUACCAUGGCAGACUUCUGGACAAUGGUUUACCAGAAGAAAGCUUCCACUAUUGUGAUGCUCUCAGACGAGUCCAAUGACUCUGUCUACUGGGCUAAAGAAAAGGAAACAUUUGGAGACUUUGAGGUUGAGGUGGAAAGCACAGAAACCUCACCAACUUCCAUCACUCGCAACAUGCUGAUCAGUCAUGUGAAGAGGAAAGAUAGUCGGAAAGUGAAACAGUUCCAGUUCCUGAAGUGGGGGAACAGAGAGCUGCCAGAGAAACCUCAGGAUCUCACAGACAUGAUGAAGGAUAUCAGAAACACCUGUGGCAGCAGCAAAUCCCAGAGGAGCAUGCCCAUCGUCGUCCACUGCAACAAUGGCUCGUCCCGUUCAGGGAUUUUCUGCGCCCUGUGGAACCUGCUGGACAGCGCAGAGACUGAGAAGCUGGUGGAUGUUUUCCAGGUGGUCAAAACCCUACGCAAGGGGAGACAGGGUCUGGUCUCCACUCUGGAGCAGUACCAGUUCUUGUAUGAUGCUCUAGAGAGGGUCAUCCCUAUCCAGAAUGGGGACAUAAAAGCAGUACAGGUCCCUGCAGCCGACUCUGUCCAGAUUGUCAAUGAAACAGCCGCACAAACAGCCGCAGCAGCAGAGCAGCCAGUCAGCACUACCAACGAUGAUCAGCAGGGGGCAGCAGAGACCACCCCUCUGGUGGCUGAUGUAGAGAAGGAAGACAAACAAGAGGAGGCUGACAAAGUCUCCAGCACCCCCACAGAGACCACACCACUGGAGGACACCGGCAAUGGUCCCGCUGUCACUGUGGAGGUCUGAGAGGGCGACAGGUGCAUGGCUAUGGUUUUACUUUUCAGAAUAAGUGCUUCGGUUAUUGCUUUCUUUUAAUCUCUUUAUGAAUGUAUGUAUGUAUUUGAUCAAACAUUUUAGGGGUGACUUUCCGGAAAUACGAUUUAAACUAAGUUAUAAGUAAGUUACAAGACAAUAUGUAAGCAUGCAAAGUUUUCAGAAAAGUUUACUAGAAAUGCUGUUAUCAAACUCUGGGUUUAUUAGCAUAUUACGUUUGGUGUAUGUGUUCUUUUUUAUUCUAAACAAACAGACCCUGUGGUCUACAUUUAUACACACUCAAUUAGUAUUUUUUAGGUAAACCAAGUUUAAAUGAACGCAGUCUAAUAGAACAGCCCUGUAAUAAAUCAUCCCUCAUGAAGGCGACAAUGUUCUGUUUAUGUUCACACUAUUUUAGCCAGGUGAUUCAACUCUAGCUUCAUCAUGUAGUUUGUGCUGCUGCUGCUGCUGAACUGGGCUUCAUUAUACAAAGAGGAGCUUCUGUCAUUUAGCCUAGCUUUCUUAAUAAAAAUGGGGUGGACAAAAUAAUGGAAACAUCAGUCAGUAUAAUGUGAUUCAAUUCUACAGCACACCUUCAGCAUCUUCCAAAAUAAUUAAAAUGUUUCCAAAAACAUGAACAUUAUCUCUGUCAUGGAGGGGGCAUUUAUCACAGGUCUGUCUUAUUAGACUGCGUUAGAGUUAGCUGGCUGUACCUAAUCAACUUCUAACUGAAUGUAUAGGGGUGUAUAUGUGACACUGAGCCAAUUUCAUUAAAACAGAUUUACAAUAAGAGUGAAGCAGAGUACUUACUUAUGAACUGC